Effrenium voratum is the source of this 2492-nucleotide messenger RNA. The record is from the annotation of a GenBank genome assembly. NCBI's taxonomy places the organism in Eukaryota, Dinophyceae, Suessiales, Symbiodiniaceae.
AGGGUACUCAUCAACACUGACACAACAACAGCUCGCAAUGGUUGCCCGAUGGGUCUAGUGCCAGUGCUUGAGGAAUCGCAGGCCGCUCAAGCGCUUUUCGAAUAGCCAUGGCGAUGAUGCGGACCAGGACCAAAAGCCGAGGUAUGUGCCUCUGCCUUCUCGGGAUUGCAUUGGCGCUGCUCGUGCAGCCGAGCACGGACUUUGCUCGAGGAGUUCCUGGGCUGAAGGACAGCAUAUUGGCCCAGUUCUCAGAGUUGCCCGCGGCGCAAGCAGAUUGCACUUUGGCUCUUUCAGUCAAAACGGCACCCGUUGCAUGCCGGAGUCGCUCGGCGCGCCGGGGCUGCGCAAGAGGACAACAGUGGCCAGGACCGGCUCGAUCCCGAGGAGGUGGCGGGCCUUCAGAGAAAGCGACGUCCCAGCUUCUCGCUCAGGUGGUCGCAGAAGCCGACAGGGUGCUGGAGGACAACGGCACGGCGAAAGAGACCAAAGCCGUCUGGCGAAAAGCGCAGAAGAUAUAUCCAGGGAAGUGGACCCUUUCAGGGCUGAAAGACGAGUUGCAACAAAAACUGCGCGAGUUUGUGGAGGAGGCCAAAGCAGCCUCAAAGGGCUUGAACGAGGACCUGCUCCUGGCGCGGCAGCAGCUGAAGCUUGCGCUCGCGCAGCAAGAAGCUGCCCAGGAGCAGGAAGUUAAAGCCGUCGCCAGAUUGGAGAAGGCGGAGGAAUCAGGCAAGGUGCAGGAGGCGGAGAGGAAGGUGGAGAAGGCGGAAAGGAAGGUGGAGAAGGCGGAAAGGAAGGUGGAGAGGGCGAAGAAGGAGGUCAAGGAGGCGAAGGCAAGCGGCCGGACGAAGGAGUCCGAGGGCGCAAGUCGCUUGCAACGCUACCUCGCCCCCAAGUACGUCGUGAGAGAAAAGGACAUUGACGGCGAGAAGCUGCUGGUCUGCGAUUUCAAGGAUUCGGCAAAAUUUGCCAUUGUGUCCAGCGAGCUGAUGCAGAAUUUGACGGCGUGGGUGGAGGACUGUGUGUCUUCCCGACGCAUCUGCGCCAUCAAUGGCAUGGUAAAAACGGGAAAAUCCACCGUAUUGACUCGCCUUCUGCCCCAGAUCAUCUUGACAAAGAUUCCAAAUGCCGCGAUUUGCGUCCUGGACUUUGCCAAUUUUCUCAACGCGGGCGCCGAGCCCGGAGCAAUGGAGGAAAGAUUGCUGAAAGAAGUUUGCAGUUGGGCAACAGGCGCUGGGUUUGAUGUGCGCCCUGCACACCAGCUGACCUUGAAUCAGUUGAUGGACAAUUUGGAUAGGUCCGGGCGUACUGUUUUUUUCCUCAUCGACGAGGUUCAGAGGUUUUUCCAAGUGCAAGAGGGAACUAUCCCAAUCUGGGACAUACUCAAGGGAUUCCUCCGAGUCAGCAUUGAAGACUCCAACCUGCACUUUGCCAUCACGGGAUCAGGCAUGGUGCUGGCUUGGCAAAACUUCGUGAGGAUGACUUGCAAUGGAUUCACCUUUCCCGGCGUGUGUCGAAGGUUUUUCCUCCCGUGGCAGAACCCCGUCCAGGAGCUGGACUAUGCCAGACAGGAAUUCCUGGCCGCUGCUGCCAAUGAAGCCGAGCGAGAGGAACUGUCGGAGUUGCUAGGCGAGAUCCCAUCCGUGCCGCUAAUGGCAUACACAGCAGCGGUGUGGAAGGACGAACCGUCCAAGGAUGACGCACAAAAACGCGUAAGCAUGAAGUUGAGAAAUGAGUUCGUGACGGAGAUGACCCCUUUGCUGGCGGAUCCAAGCCGCCACGUUUGCGGUACAUUAGAGACUUGGCCAAUGGUCAGGCAACCUCUGACCCAGCAGUUUUUUUUGAUGAGACCGUGUACGACUGCUUCCUCAAGGCAUAUAUUGAUGAGAAGAACGGCAACUUCUCUUUUGUAAACAACCCGUGGACUGUGUGCGUGGCACGCUGCAUAGACGCGCGCGGGGCACUACUGAACCAAAGCAAUUUUCCGGUCCUUCAAUGGUACCAGAACGAGCAAAAACUGCAGCAACUUGCGCGAGUUGGUGAGUUUGUGCAAGGCACGCUGCGGCGUUGGUGUCCUUCGCCAAAGGGAAGGAAGAAUCGCCAACUGAGCAUCAAGGAAAAGCAAGACCGCAGGCUGGUGGAGACCAUUUGCAGGAGGCAUGGAACGAAACAUGGCUGGCAUCCAACGAAAGGGGAUCCAUAUUUUGAACGACUGCUGAGUUGGUCGAAUGAUGCUGUAAAUAAGAGCAUACAAAAGCGCCUGGAGGACAAAAGAAAGAAGAACAAGACGGAACCGGAACGGUUGGACAUGCCGUGGUGCACCUACUUGGAGAUGUUGCGCAAUGCGAAUGCGCAUCUCAGCUCGACAACCAGAGCUGAGUAUGAGGAACUAUUGUUUCAUUGCUUGCCGCCCCGGUCAGACUUGCUAUUGGCGGCUUUGAGGAAUUUCACUCUGUCCAGACCCCAGUGAGAGCCAGGCCCACGCUGUUGAAGAC